UCCAGACAGAAGUGGAUAAAGCGCGCAGAGCUUAAAGCUGAGCUGGCAACAAUUGCUGCAGAACCCAGCGGCUGUCUGAUUACCCUAAAACAACCCCUGAGAAUGAUGCAGACCAGGAUGCAAGCUUCUGCCACAGAUAAGCUUCCCUUCUGUUUUCCUUCGUGUUUCCAGCAGUCGAGGUGCAGAGGAAAGAGAUAGAAUGAUGCAAAACGCUCUUCUUUGGUGGAGCAGCUUAUACGUCAGACUGAUGUUUGUCUUCUGGCCGUGGGCAUCAGCUGGAAAGCAAUGUCAUAUCCAAAAUGAAAUGGCUGACUGCAGUCACCUAAAGCUGACUCAAAUUCCCUCUGAUCUUCCAAACAAUAUAACGAGUUUAGACAUUUCUCAUAAUCAGCUAAGACAGCUAGGUCCUGCAAAUCUGACCAAGUACAGCCAGCUGGUUUACUUGAAUGCAGGCUACAACAGCAUCUCUAAACUGCAACCAGAAUUGUGCCGAAAUGUGCCCCUCUUGCAGACUCUGAAGUUAGAACAUAAUGAAUUGCACAAGUUCCCUGACAGAGUCUUUGCUUCCUGCACCAACCUGACCGAGCUCAAUCUAGGAUACAACAGACUAAGUAUAAAAAAUGAUCCUUUUAAUACCCUGGAGAACUUGAAUAUUUUGGACCUAUCCCAUAAUUCCUUGAAGUCAGCCAAUUUAGGAUUGGAGCAACAGUUGGAGAAACUCCAUGAGCUCAUGUUGGGUAGCAACCAAAUCACUGAGUUGAAAAAAGAAGACUUCAAUUUUCUUAGAAACACCUCAUUGAAUAGUCUUGAUUUGUCAUCAAAUCCACUAAAAGAGUUUCAUACGGGAUGUUUCCAUACAAUUGGAAAUCUGUUUGGCCUCAUACUGAACAAUGUUGAACUUGGUGAAAAUCGCACAAAUAAACUUUGUACAGAAUUAUCAAACACAGCAAUUCAAAACCUCUCAUUGAGCCAUGUGAAACUUUCCUACAUUGGCAAGUCAACUUUCCAGGGACUGCAAGGAACAAAUCUUACAAUUUUAAACCUUUCCCAAAAUUCUCUCUCUGUCAUAGAAAAUGACUCAUUUCAGUGGCUUUCAAGUUUACAGUACUUAAACCUGAAGCUUAAUAAAAUUAAUAUAUCUUCACGUUUAUUUUAUGGAUUAUCCAGCCUCAAAUAUUUGAAUCUCAUAAACUCACUUACUGGGAAAAUUGAAGAUUUUUCUUUUCAUUGGCUAUACCACCUGGAGUACCUUAUAAUGGAUUAUAACAAUUUUCCAGGAAUUACUGCUAAUAUGUUCACAGGUCUGAACAACCUGAAAUAUCUGAGCCUCUGCAACUGCAACAUAAACUUACAAAGAAUAACUAAUAAAACAUUUUCAUCACUUGCUAAUUCUAGCUUACAGGUUCUCAACCUCACAAAAACUAGAAUCUCUACAAUAGAAAGUGGGGCAUUUUCUUCCCUGGGACACCUGAAAAUUCUUCAUCUUGGUCUCAAUGAAAUUAGUCAACAGCUUACAGGUCAUGAGUUUAAAGGUCUCAAUAACUUACAAGACAUUUAUCUUUCCUAUAAUAAAAACUUGACUUUGCAAAGUGAAUCAUUCAUUUUUGUUCCAAGUCUUAGAAAACUGAUGCUGAGGAAGGUAGGCUGCAGUAAUCUGGCACUUUCUCCCUCACCUUUUCAUCCUUUACGAAACCUGACUGUCCUGGACAUCAGCAAUAACAACAUAGCAAACAUAAAAGAAGACUUGUUUGAUGGACUUGACAAACUUGACAUCCUGGAUUUGCAACACAAUAAUUUAGCCCGGCUUUGGAAACAUGCAAAUCCGGGUGGCCCUGUUCUUUUUUUAAAAGGUCUUCCCAAUUUGCGAAUUCUUAAUUUAAAAUCAAAUGGGUUUGAUGAAAUUCCAGUUCAGGUUUUCAAGGGUCUGUUUCAAUUAAAACUCUUGGAUUUAGGAUCGAAUAAUUUGAAUUUGUUUCCAGCAACUCUGUUUGAUGACCAAGCCUCUCUGAAUUCAUUGAACCUUCAGAAAAAUCUGAUAACCUCAGUUGAAGAAAAAGUAUUUGGCCCACCUUUCAGGAGCUUGAGAAAACUAGAGAUGGAUUCCAAUCCCUUUGACUGUACCUGUGAAAGCAUUGCUUGGUUUGCUGAUUGGCUUAAUGAGACCCAAGCAGAUGUACCUGGACUGAGGUCACAGUACAUUUGCAACACCCCACCUAAAUAUCACGGUAGUCUGGUUUUGUAUUUUGAUAGCUCAGCUUGCAAAGACAGUGCACCAUUUAAACUUCUUUUUGUGGUCUCUACCACUAUUGUGACACUACUCAUUUUUAUUGUCCUUACCAUCCAUUUUGAAGGGUGGAGGAUAGCUUUCUACUGGAAUAUUUUAGUCAAUCGAAUGCUUGGUUUUAAAGAAUUUGAGAGACAACAGGAACGGUAUGAUUACGAUGCCUACGUUAUUCAUGCAAGAGAGGACAAGAACUGGGUGUCUAAAAAUUUCAUGUCUCUGGAAAAAAAUAACCACUUUGAAAUUAAGUUUUGCUUAGAAGAACGGGACUUUGAAGCAGGUGUAUCUGAAUUUGAAGCCACAAUCAACAGCAUAAAAAUGAGCAGGAAGACUAUUUUUGUUGUGACUGAACACCUCUUACAGGAUCCCUGGUGUAAAAAUUUCAAGGUGUAUCAUGCUCUUCAGCAAGCUGUUGAACAAAGUCGGGACUCCAUCAUACUGAUCUUUCUUGAUGAUAUCCAAGAUUACAAGUUGUAUCAUGCACUUCACCUAAGAAGAGGAAUGUUCAGAUCUCGCUGCAUCUUGAACUGGCCAGCCCAGAGAGAACGAGUCAGUGCAUUUCAUCAGCAAUUAGUGACGGCACUUAAAUCUAAAAGUAAAAUGUGCUGAUUUUUGAACUAUGGAUUUGAAUGACGGGGUCAUUUUAAUGUGUAUUUUCUACCACUGGAAAACUAGCAAGCCUUCAUGAAGGUCUGAAAAAGUUUGUCAUCCUGUAAAUUUAUGUAAGAGUCACUGUAAUUUAAAUUUAUCUGUUUAUAUUCGUAUUUUUGCUGAUAUUUUAAUUCAGCUGCACUGAAGUGAUGUUAAAAGGGAUCAUAGUGGAUAGUCAUUUCAAUCAGUGUAUUAAAAAUGUGGUAGGAGUUCUGAAAAGCAGUGAGAAUCACUGAUGUUGUAGGAAAUGAUGUAGGGUAGAAAGACAGACUCUCUAAGGGGAUAUCCAAAAGAAAAUGCAUUAAUGAUGAAACAGAAAAUCCUUUGUUGAAGGUAGACAAAGAAGAGUGGACACUACUUCUUGCUUUUGAAACAUGGGGGAUUCAGUGCUCAGACUGGAAAGUUUUCCUUGAGAAACACAGUAACACAGAAAAUUACUUCUGUAAUUCAAAGAAAUACAUCAGUUUCAAAGUGAGUUUUAAAACCUUUAUGAUUAUGCCUUCUGGAGGGACUAAUACUGGUUGCUAUCAAAAAGUGGCUUUCAGGCCGAUGAGUCAAAUGAUUUAAUAGAUUUGGUAUCAGGAAAAAGUUGUUUUGCUCUUCUCUGGUGACAUUCAGAGAGCUGGCAUUAAUACUGAGAGACAUUAAUACUGAGAGAUGUCACCUUGAUUCUUAGAAUGCACACAGAACUGUAUGUGGACCUGUACACAGAACUUGAAAUCGAUGUGAAGCUUGGCCACAGCACAGCUGCUGCACCUGUAUAAAAUUAAUAAAGGCACAGAUAUGUUUAUAAUAUAACCAGAAGAUGACUUUGUGGAGAAAGUUGUGCUACUGCAAUUUCAUUACCAUAAAUUUUGUUACUGGUGAAAAAACAACAAAAACAAAUAGUUUUAAAUACUAUCAGGAACAUUAUUGUGACUACAGUUAGAGGUAGAGUGGGAAAAAAAUUCAAAACUAGAUUAAUUUCAAUUUUUUUGUUUCCUUUUAUACAGUUUUGCCUUUGAUAGCUAAAAGAAAAAUUGUAAAGAAAUCAGAUAGAAUUCUAUAGUUUAGUUUCUUGCAUAUUAAUCUAAUUUGACCUUUUUCCUGAACAUAUUUUAUGGAAACGUGGGCUAGAUGGCAACUGCCAGGUUAUUAAAGCUCAAACAUAUGGGCUAGCUGCUUGAUCUGGAGAGAGAGCAAAAUGUGCUUUGCAAGUGUGUUAGUAAUGUUUAACACUGACUAAAAUGCUGUGGUGAGUCUGAGCACAAGUUGUUGUAAAUUAGACACAAGGCAGUUGUUUGUAUAUUUUUGUUAAUAUUUAAUUGCUGCUUCAAGGACUUUUAAAAACUUUGUCAGCUUUUAGUAGGUCUGUGAUCCUUCAAUAGCUCAGGAAUAUUUUUAAACUGAUUUUCCCCCUAGCAUUUCCCUCAUCUACUUCAAUACCAGUAUUGCUACAAGAAUGCUCUUUUGCUGUAUUAGAAAACAGUUCUAUACUUAACAUUUUAAACAGCUUUUCUCAUUAUUUGGUAUAUGUAUAGAUGAAAAACAUUGGGUUUUAAUAGGUUUCCUAUGUCCCAUGAUGAUAAAAACCUAAACAAGACAAAUAAUUAGUGAAAUAAGGUUUUUCUUACACUGAAAUAGUGAAGGGGUGUCUUUACUUGCUUGGGAAGUCCUGAGUGAAAACUAAACAGGCUUUGCUUACAGCUAAAGUGAUAGAUGAUGAUUCCCUAAUUACAGUAAUAGGAUUAUCCCCAUUGUGAUGCUUUCAUCUCAUCUUUCUGAACUAUUCAGGCGAAGUGACAAAUUCUUUCUUCAUGCUUAGGCCAUGAAAGUUGAGGAGGCAAGUUGGUAAUUAUGGUGUGCCAGGUAUGCACCAUGACAAUUGUUCCUUGUCUUAUUUAAAGACUAACAUGUGACAGGGCUCCUAUCCUAAAUCUGCAAUGACACAUAGCAGCAGAAUUUCUCUUUCCACAUCAAUAUAAAUUGUUAUAAAUUGUUUAGAAAAUGCUAGUAGUUCACAUGGGUAUUAAAAAUGACAUAAAGAUGACGAGAAUGCAUGGAGAAAUGCUGCAGUGAAAUGUGAUACAAGAGGUCAGACUAGAUGAUCAAAUGGUCUUUUCUGACCCUUAGAGCCUGACAAAUGACAGCAUGUCUAAAUUCCUAAAGCUUUUUCUAGUUACUACAAAAGCCCCCAAAAUUGGUUUCAGAACAGCAAAAAAAAUGUUAUGAAAGCUUAAUUUUGUAAUACAGCUAGCGAUACAAACAAGAAGUACUUGGUGAUUGGUGAAAAAUCCCUUUGAAUUAUAAACAUAUGAUGAAUAUACUCUAAACAGUUAUUUUAGUACCUAGAUUCAGUUUAAAAUAAUUUACCACAGCAAAAGACAUUAUAAAGGUUCACAAUGAGAAUAAGACUAAUGUAUAAAAAAAGACACAAAAGUAAUAAUCACAGGGCCAGUGGUAAUCAUCAUUUAUACCAGACCUAAAAUUUUCCUAUAAAUUUUCCCUGUUUUUCUGAAAGUUACCUACUUAUGC
Messenger RNA from Pseudopodoces humilis (Tibetan ground-tit), 5446 nucleotides. RefSeq names its product toll like receptor 3 (gene TLR3). Gene Ontology annotation, cellular component: plasma membrane. Gene Ontology annotation, biological process: inflammatory response; toll-like receptor signaling pathway. Gene Ontology annotation, molecular function: signaling receptor activity; protein binding. Lineage: Eukaryota; Metazoa; Chordata; Aves; Passeriformes; Paridae. The record is from RefSeq and is a predicted model, not a curated record.